Molecule: messenger RNA, 291 nt
Organism: Penicillium samsonianum
Lineage: Eukaryota; Fungi; Ascomycota; Eurotiomycetes; Eurotiales; Aspergillaceae
Exons: 3
Coding region: 1-291 (96 amino acids)
Source: RefSeq, a predicted model, not a curated record
AUGACUUCUGUCAAUACGCCCGAGGAGCAGGCCAUCGCCUUCCUUCUGACCUGUGUGGAGAAUUCCCAGAAGGGAAAGAUCAAUUGGGAUAACGUCUCACUCGAUAUUGGCGUCAAUAUGAGCCCUGAAGCGGCCAGGAAAUACUACUUCAGCAUUGUGAAAAAUGCCAAAGAGUUUGACCGCUCUGACAAGUAUCCCGAAGUCCCCGGAGAUCCUUCCUGGCAGUCCGUCACCGCCGAGGAUAUUGGCCCCAUCGUCAUUGUCGAAGAUUCGAAUGAUACCAUCAGCUAG